This is a messenger RNA of Camellia sinensis, 1930 nucleotides long. RefSeq names its product initiator tRNA phosphoribosyl transferase family protein. Gene Ontology annotation, molecular function: tRNA adenosine(64)-2'-O-ribosylphosphate transferase activity. Gene Ontology annotation, cellular component: cytoplasm. Lineage: Eukaryota; Viridiplantae; Streptophyta; Magnoliopsida; Ericales; Theaceae. The record is from RefSeq and is a predicted model, not a curated record. Gene Ontology annotation, biological process: charged-tRNA amino acid modification.
UUUAAUUAUUAGUUGCCUUGCCUGCAUCUGUAAGCAAAGCAAAGCAAAGCAAAACCCUAGGUGUUCCUUGCGAAGCAGAGACUUGUGUUGUGAGGCAUGGAGGACGAGGAGAGGAUGAGCAUAUACAGAGCCUCGAGAAGCAUAAAGCGCAAAGAGAACUCUCUCUACAACGCACUCCGAUCAAUCUACGAGGACUCCAUCUUCGUGGGAGAGAUCGCGCAGCUAUGGCCGGAGCUCGCAGUCCUCGCAAAUCUCCGGUGCGGACUUUGGUACUCCCCCAAAUUCGACUAUACUUGCUACUUCAAAUCCACCGAUGGCCACAACAACAAUUGGUCCUUCAACAUCUCUCGCCUCAACCUCCAUGUCGCCCUCCUCGCCGGGCAGCGGGGAGGGUGUAUAAUCAUUGAUUCAACUAGGAAAGGGAAGAGAUUUCCAGACAGUAUGUCGAAGACAAUACCAAUAUGGACAUGUGUGUUGAAUCGAUCUAUUUUAAAUGUUCGGAACAAGAUGCGUGGAUCAGGAAUACCAUUGGAGGGAGAAUCAAACACUUCUGAUCAGCAUACUGAAGAUACCGGAAAAGUCUUUCCUGACUGGGACUGUUCCCUGCAUCUACCCCUCUGGGUUUCCGGAACAGAGAGAGCUUCUAUUGAGGAUCGCUUGGAAGGUUGGACCGAGCAAUUGGAAACCAGUGGAGCUGAUAUUGCCUCUCUGGCAUCAUCCUUGAAAAAGCCGCUACGUCCCCUAUGGAUUUCACAAAAAACUGUCAUCUGGUUAAAUGAAGUGCCUGAAUAUAAUUCUUGGGAUUUCACUCCUAUCAUACUUGUUUCAGCAUCUUCCUCAAGCGGCAAUUUCCAGCACAGGAGUACUUCAGAGUUUAGCUGGAAUUAUAUAUCUGGAGCUGGGGAUGAUGAAGAGAGUUGGGCUAGGGGUUUGUCGCCAAACCUUUUCUGGAAUCAUGCAUAUGAUCUUAUUAACUUGGGGCCUGAUUUGUGUAACCAGAAGGUGGCCGAUAUUGUUGAAAAGGACAGAGUAUACCGUGCACAAAGGGGGCAGAAUGCUCCUCAGUUAUCUGUCAAGGUGUUGAAGUUGUCAGGGAGCAACGGUCAUUUUUCUGUUGAUGAACCAAAAAUGGACUUCGAGAUUCCAGACAUUGAAAACAAUGCUAAGUCUUUCAGUGAUGAUUGCACAAUAUUUUGGCUGGGUUCAACUAAUCUUGCAGUGGGUGCAACUCGAUUUGCUGCUGAUGUAUCUGAUGUUGAUUGCAUAUUGAACUGUGAUAGUGAGUCAGUCUCCAUCGGUGCUAACAAUCCUGAAGCAUAUUUACACCUACCAAUUGUGAACUCAAAAUUGGACAGGUUUUCUUUGUUAAGAAAUCUCCCUUCUGUGCUGAAUUUUGCAAAGAUAAACCUAAGAAGAGGGAAGAAACUUCUAGUUUGCUGCAAUAAUGGGGAAGAUAUUAGUAUAUGUGCUUCUUUGGCAAUCUUGACAUCAUUAUUCACUGAUGAAGGAUUGUUUGAUGAUGGGGAAUCUUUCGGUCAGACAUGCAUUACUAAGUUGGAGAUGCGAAGACGACUGGUGUUCAUCUGUAAAUUUGCAAUAAAUGCUCGACCGUCUAGAGGAAAUCUGAGACAAGUCUUCAAUUUCAUCAGCCAUGGGAGUGUUAAUUCUGUCAUGGCUAGUGAAUAUAGAUGAUAUGCUAUCUACUUUCGUAUGUUGUAUUGUAGCAGAACCAAUAAACAAAGGUUGUUGCCCCACGAAAACCAUGGAAGACUGCUGUAGUAAAGUAGGCGUUUAUUAUGCAUCUGCAGUUCUGCGAAGCUGCUAAAAUUUUGAGAAGAAAUGAUGCGAAGAUACUCACUCUUGGCCUAUGUUUAAGGGCCGAUUUUGUGUAUUUUUUGGGGGUUUUAAUUUAUGGAAUUUUUUUUUUUUU